Molecule: messenger RNA, 2154 nt
Organism: Castor canadensis (American beaver)
Lineage: Eukaryota; Metazoa; Chordata; Mammalia; Rodentia; Castoridae
Gene: Tbc1d10c
Product: TBC1 domain family member 10C
Biological process (GO): regulation of GTPase activity
Molecular function (GO): small GTPase binding; GTPase activator activity
Source: RefSeq, a predicted model, not a curated record
AGGUGAGGUGCAGCAGGGAGGGCCUAGGCCACUCUCCAUAAAAGAGGGCACAUAGGGGGCCUGCCUGUGGCAACGCAGUGUAGGGUGUCAUGGCCCGGGCCCUGGGGGAGGACCUGGUGCAGCCAGCCGAGUUGCAGGAUGACUCCAGCUCCUUGGGGUCCGACUCAGAACUGAGUGGGCCGGGUCCAUAUCGCCAGGCAGACCGCUAUGGAUUCAUUGGUGGCAGUUCAGCAGAGCCGGGGCCAGGUCACCCCCCUGCGGACCUCAUCCGCCAGCGGGAGAUGAAGUGGGUGGAGAUGACCUCACACUGGGAGAAAACCAUGUCACGGAGGUACAAAAAGGUAAAGAUACAGUGCCGGAAGGGUAUCCCCUCAUCCCUGCGGGCCCGGUGCUGGCCCCUGCUGUGUGGGGCCCAGGUGUGUCAGAACAACAGUCCUCGCACCUAUCAGGAGCUGGCAGAGGCCCCUGGAGACCCGCAGUGGAUGGAGACCAUUGGCAGGGACCUGCACCGCCAGUUCCCUCUGCAUGAGAUGUUUGUGUCACCCCAGGGUCAUGGGCAGCAGGGGCUCCUGCAGGUACUCAAGGCUUACACCCUGUAUCGGCCGGAACAGGGCUACUGCCAGGCCCAGGGCCCUGUGGCUGCUGUGCUGCUCAUGCACCUGCCCCCAGAGGAGGCCUUCUGGUGCCUGGUGCAGAUCUGUGAGGUCUACCUCCCUGGCUACUACGGGCCCCAUAUGGAGGCUGUGCGGCUGGAUGCAGAGGUGUUCAUGGCCCUGCUGCGGCGACUGCUCCCACGUGUGCACAAGCACCUACAGCAGGUGGGCGUCGGGCCCCUGCUCUACCUACCUGAAUGGUUCCUGUGUCUCUUCACCCGCUCCCUGCCCUUCCCCACUGUGCUCCGCAUUUGGGAUGCCUUUCUCAGCGAGGGUGUCAGGGUGCUGUUCCGCGUGGGGUUAACACUGGUGCGCCUGGCACUGGGCACUGCAGAGCAGCGCACGGCCUGCCCAGGGCUCCUGGAGACGCUUGGGGCCCUUCGAGCCAUCCCCCCUGCCCAGCUGCAGGAGGAUGUCUUCAUGUUGCAGGUGCACAGUGUUACCCUAUCUGAGCGGGACCUGCAGCGGGAACUCAGGGUCCAGCUGACUCAGCUGCCCAAGUCGUUGCCUGGGCCACCCCCUCAGCCACAGGCCCGCCUUUCUGGAGCCCAAGCCAUCUUUGAAUUCCAGCAGCUGGCUGGGGCACAAGGAAGUGCCAAGCCUGAGCUACCCCAGAUAGUGGUGCAGCCUCCAGAAGAGCCCAGGCCACCACGGCGCAAACCCCAGACACGUGGCAAGACUUUCCAUGGGCUCUUGACUCGGGCCCGGGGACCCCCUAUUGAAGGUGCCCCCAGGUCCCAUCGAGGCUCUGCCUCCUUUCUGGACACCCGCUUCUGAGUGUAAUGGACUCACUGCCCUCCCCCCAAUCCAAAUCAUCCAAGAGGCGAAUACCAGCUCCUCCUCACACAGGGUCUGCACAUCAUUGCUGGGAUUUGGUGACUCAGCUCCAUUCCUAGCAAGGACAUGCAGCAGGGGAGGGGCGAGUCUCCUCACUUGACUGACUGUGUCAGGCACAAAGAUAAAGGAAGUUCACAGAGAGGGGGUUGUGGGGAGCUGGGCAGGCCAUCCACCCAUGGAGCAAUCCUGGUGCCCUGGCCCUGGCCAGCAUCAAAGCCAACACUGACGAAGCACGGGAGUGAGGGAGCUGGCUGGAUUAAGGGACCCCCCCCCAAGGGCAGCUGGGAUGGCUGGAAUAAAAUUUGACUUGAGCAGACACCUAGAUAGAGUUGGAUCAAAUGCCCUUCACCAUUCACGCUGGACAUGUGCCCUUUCUCCUCUGGUCCUCCAAGCCCUGUUCCCACCAGAGGACACACUGAGGCUUCCCAUUGGCUGCUGGGGAAGGUGUUUACCAGCAACAGGAACCAAUUAUAAGUGACCUUGUCCCAGCCUCUGGAUGGCAGGUAAGGCUUAGUCACCUGUGGGAGGAGGGCUCCCCAAUGGAAGCUGGGCUCAGGAGUGGGGCUCUGACCCCUACUCUGUUCCCCCAUCCCACCACCAGGCUGAUUCUGUACUCCCUGGGGCGGGGGGACGCUAACCCAAGUCUGUCUCCCCACCCAUGCUC